Impatiens glandulifera is the source of this 1790-nucleotide messenger RNA. Its product is annotated as V-type proton ATPase subunit B2-like. Gene Ontology annotation, biological process: proton transmembrane transport; ATP metabolic process. Lineage: Eukaryota; Viridiplantae; Streptophyta; Magnoliopsida; Ericales; Balsaminaceae. Gene Ontology annotation, molecular function: proton-transporting ATPase activity, rotational mechanism; ATP binding. The transcript has 15 exons. Gene Ontology annotation, cellular component: proton-transporting V-type ATPase, V1 domain. The record is from RefSeq and is a predicted model, not a curated record. The coding region runs from base 129 to 1604 and encodes 491 amino acids.
ACGUCACUUCGUAAUAUCUCAUUCUUCAUCAUCCAUCAUCAUCAGCAGUUUCCAACAAUCAGAUCUCAAAUCUCGUUUUUCUCUCAUCGGAAUCUCUUCUUUCCGAUCAGGAUUUAAGGUAGUAGAAGAUGGGUGCAACUACGAAGGAUAUUCAUGCUACAAAUGCCGAGGAAGGGACACUUGAAAUUGGCAUGGAGUAUAGAACUGUAUCUGGAGUUGCUGGACCGUUGGUCAUUCUCGAUAAAGUUAAGGGUCCAAAAUAUCAAGAAAUUGUUAACAUUCGUUUGGGAGAUGGAUCAACAAGGCGUGGUCAAGUUCUGGAGGUUGAUGGGGAGAAAGCUGUCGUUCAGGUCUUUGAAGGAACAUCUGGUAUUGAUAACAAAUAUACAACUGUGCAGUUUACAGGAGAGGUCUUGAAAACUCCUGUCUCACUUGAUAUGCUUGGACGUAUAUUUAAUGGGUCCGGGAAACCCAUUGACAAUGGGCCUCCAGUUUUACCCGAGGCAUACCUGGAUAUUUCUGGUAGUUCUAUCAACCCAAGUGAGAGAACCUAUCCUGAAGAGAUGAUACAAACUGGCAUUUCAACAAUUGAUGUCAUGAACUCAAUUGCUAGAGGACAGAAGAUUCCUCUGUUUUCAGCUGCUGGUCUUCCUCAUAAUGAAAUUGCUGCCCAAAUAUGCAGGCAGGCAGGUCUUGUGAAGCGGUUGGAGAAAACAGAAAAUCUUCUUGAGGUUGAAGAAGAUGACAAUUUCGCCAUUGUAUUUGCAGCCAUGGGAGUGAACAUGGAAACAGCACAGUUUUUCAAGAGGGAUUUUGAGGAAAAUGGAUCAAUGGAAAGAGUCACCCUCUUCUUAAACCUGGCAAACGAUCCUACCAUCGAACGUAUUAUUACUCCUCGUAUUGCUUUGACAACUGCGGAGUAUCUAGCCUAUGAAUGCGGGAAACACGUGUUGGUCAUACUGACCGAUAUGAGUUCAUAUGCCGAUGCUCUUCGUGAGGUAUCUGCUGCCAGAGAGGAAGUGCCUGGAAGGAGAGGGUAUCCUGGGUAUAUGUACACCGAUUUGGCAACAAUUUAUGAGAGAGCUGGACGUAUUGAAGGAAGAACGGGUUCCAUUACUCAGAUUCCAAUUUUGACUAUGCCAAAUGAUGAUAUUACACAUCCCACCCCUGAUCUUACUGGCUAUAUUACUGAGGGGCAGAUAUACAUUGACAGACAACUGCAUAAUAGACAGAUUUACCCUCCCAUCAAUGUGCUCCCUUCAUUGUCUCGUUUGAUGAAGAGUGCCAUUGGUGAAGGGAUGACUCGAAGGGACCAUUCUGAUGUAUCCAACCAGUUAUAUGCCAAUUAUGCCAUUGGGAAGGAUGUUCAAGCAAUGAAGGCUGUGGUUGGUGAGGAGGCUCUCUCUUCAGAAGAUCUGCUAUAUCUGGAAUUCCUGGACAAGUUCGAGAGGAAAUUUGUCGCUCAGGGGGCUUACGAUACACGAAACAUCUACCAAUCACUUGACCUAGCAUGGACUCUCCUCAGAAUCUUCCCCCGUGAGCUUCUCCAUCGUAUCCCAGCAAAGACUCUCGAUCAGUACUAUAAUCGAGAUGCAAGUAACUGAAUUCGAGACCCUUAGAGUUCUUCUUCUUGUGCCAUAUACAUUAUAUAUUCUCGCUUGAAUAUCGAAUAAUGCCUUAAGCAAAAACCGCUAAUGUUGAUCUCAACUAGGUUUUGCUGGACAUCAAUCAUUAUUGUUUAUCUGUUUUGUGUGUAUGUUCCUGAAUUUAUGAGUUCACCUAUUCUUUAC